This is a messenger RNA of Haliotis rubra (blacklip abalone), 1231 nucleotides long. RefSeq lists its product as uncharacterized. The coding region runs from base 365 to 979 and encodes 204 amino acids. NCBI's taxonomy places the organism in Eukaryota, Metazoa, Mollusca, Gastropoda, Lepetellida, Haliotidae. The record is from RefSeq and is a predicted model, not a curated record. The transcript is spliced from 5 exons.
UUGAAUAAUAUAGUGCUACGACACGCGUGUAUUCAGGAUGUACGACCUAUUAUAACCCAGUUCAACGUGCAUGACGUGUAUUUUCCCAGCUAUUUAUAGCGCUAAAUCAUAUAUAUAUAUUAUUCAGCUGUGAACAGCGUAAUGUUUCGUUCCAUAGACAGUUUCUAAAGAAACUAGGCAAGUGUCGGGGUCACCUGUUUCUAAAGAAACUAAGCAAGUGUCGGGGUCCCCUGUAUAGCAGCCAAGACCUGGUUGUAUGUCACAUAUAGCCCGUGUCUUUCCCCUUGUGAUGGACGUGUAGAUCGGAUCUCUCCUCCACCUAGCGAGACCUGGAGAGCGCACGAACCACGCUCUAGGGCGGGCCAUGUCGGGAUGGAUGGGCCCAAGGACUGUCACGUUGAUAAUGUUGAUGACUGUCGGCCUGCGCGUGGUCGCAGGUGAAGUUUGGGAACUCAAUACGACACGACUAUCACCAUACUUGAUGCGGAUAGACUGCUCCUUGAACAAAGGAUUUCAACCAGAUGACAAGAUAAGAAUAGUGCAACCCCCAAACAAUGGAACGAGGACCACCUGCCGAUUUCCAUCAAAAUGUAUAUUAAAUGAUCGAAAUGAUAGCGUCUUUUAUGGGCAACGGAAUACAACGUUAUCCAUAAUCUUCACACCAGAGAAUAGUGGUCUGUACUCAUGCAUUUACAACGAGGACCAUGGCGCCAUUGCUUCAGGUUGGGUCACUGUGCAGGAACCAACAGACACGACGACGCCCCCCCGCGACCCCAGCACUGCAGUCGGUCUAGAUACGCCUUCAACGGCAGAACACGUUACAGAAGCGACCACAAACCUCACUGGAGACUCCAGUACUGACGAGAAAGCUUUUAUAACAUCAAGCACAGAGACACCUGCAGCUGCGAGGGGCUUCAGCCAAUCUGAACCUGGCAUUUGGGUCACGUGUCUUGGACUCAUCGUCUACCAGUGCGCAUAACAGCAGAUAAGCAGACAAAAAGCCAACACGUUGUGGAUGUUUAACUAAAUGAAUGAGUCACUCUGAUUUCACAUAAUUACCAUAUUUUGCCAUAUGUGAAUGCAUUUAAGAGAAUUCACUCUUCUAUUGAAAUGGGUCAAUUCUCACUCUGGGGCGGUGGGGUAGCCUAGUGGUUAAAGCGUUGGCUUGUCACGCCGAAGACCCGGGUUCGAUUCUCCACAUCAUUACAAUUCUGGUGACCCCGCCGUGAUA